Molecule: messenger RNA, 420 nt
Organism: Striga asiatica
Lineage: Eukaryota; Viridiplantae; Streptophyta; Magnoliopsida; Lamiales; Orobanchaceae
Source: the annotation of a GenBank genome assembly
AUGGAGGGUGUGCAAGAUGCAGUAAAAGAUGGCUGGCAAGUGGAGGUAGAAGGCUCUGCAAUGUAUCAGGUGCAUCAGAAGGUGAAGCAUACUAGAAUGUCUCUUCUUGCCUGGCACAAGCCAGUCCACAGAAACAGUGAAAAGGUCAUAUCUACUCUCACAGCAAAACUGGAAGAGUUGAGAUUGGUGGGUAAAGAUAGGGAUUGGGAGGAGUGGAGUGCCUUUUUACUUCAGAGGGGUCUAGUGGGGAAACAGGUAAAUUUAGUGAUUAGGAAUGGGCAAAGUACUAGAUUGAAUGAGGUGAACUGGGUGCCAGGUCUGAGUGGUAAGAAGCCUGAAUUGAGAACUGAGGUGGAUGGAAGAUUGUUUUGGGUUAAAGAUCUAAUGUGGCAGGUGUUGUUCAAUGGGAUACUAAUUUAG